CUAGCCCACGCCGCGUACCCGGCAGCAGGUUAGCCAUGGCGAUGGGCGGCGGCGGUGGCGGCAGUAGCAGCGGCGUCCCAGAGCCGGAAGACACGGUGCUGUUCCGGCGCGGCACAGGCCAGAGUGAUGAUUCUGACAUUUGGGAUGAUACAGCAUUGAUAAAAGCUUAUGAUAAAGCUGUGGCUUCAUUUAAGCACGCUCUAAAGAACGGUGACAUUCCCGAAGUUUCAGAAAAACCAAAAGGCGCACCUAAAAGAAAACCUGCUAAGAAGAAUAAAAGCCAAAGAAAGAAUACCACAACUCCCUUGAAGCAGUGGAAAGUUGGUGACAAAUGUGCUGCCAUUUGGUCAGAAGAUGGCUGUGUUUACCCAGCUACCAUUGCUUCGAUUGACUUUAAGAGAGAAACCUGUGUUGUCAUUUACACUGGAUAUGGAAAUAGAGAGGAGCAAAAUCUGUCUGAUCUACUUUCCACAACCUCUGAAGUAGCUAAUAAUAUAGAACAGAAUGCUCAGGAGAAUGAAAAUGAAAGUCAAAUUUCAACAGAUGAAAGCGAGAACUCCUCCAGGUCUCCUGUAAAUAAACCAAAUAGCGUCAAGUCAAAAGCUGCUCCAUGGAACUCUUUUCACCCUCCACCACCCCAUAUGCCAGGACCAGGUCUGGGACCAGGAAAGCCAGGUCUAAAAUUCAGUGGCCCGCCGCCGCCACCCUUCCCGUCAUCCUGGCUGCCUCCAUUUCCUUCUGGACCACCAAUAAUUCCCCCACCACCUCCUAUGUGUCCAGAUUCUCUGGAUGAUGCUGAUGCUUUGGGAAGUAUGUUAAUCUCUUGGUACAUGAGUGGUUAUCAUACUGGUUACUAUAUGGGUUUCAAACAAAGUCAUAAAGAAAGAAGGCACUCACAUUUCAAUUAAGGAGUAAGUCUACCAUCAUUAUAAAAGAGAAUGUUACUUUUUUAUAAAUUUUGUAGUUUGUAGAAAAUAUAUGUUUAAAAAUUAAAAUAUUGAAAAGUAGAAAAGUUAAUGUAAAACAAUAUUAAAGACAUUUUGAUGCAAAAACUAUUUGAUAAAAGAUUGAUCUAAAUCCCCUCUAGAAUUCUUAUGAUGUCAAAGUAUCAUCUCAGCAAAUACUUGUUGGUUGGUUGUAUUGAAAGGAAAACAUACCUUUAUAAUAAAGAGAUCCUUAGAAUCAGAGAUGAAAUUUUGCGUCACUGUAAUCAGACAGUCAGACUUGCUUUUUCAUUUGAGAUGCAGUAUGAAAUACACUGUAUUACCUAUGAAGUGUUAUGGUCAAAAAAAAAAAGUGGAAUUUAAACAAACCUUUAGGAUCUACUUUCCCAUUUAUCAGAAAUACUGGGGAUAGAGCAACAAGUUAAAUGACACCACAAAAGAAAUGAUCAGACAGGUCCAGAACGUGGCAUGUUGUAGAAGAUAACUGGCCUCCUUUCUUCAAAAAUUCAGUGUCAUGAAAGAAAAAAUGACAUGGAGUAGGUAACUAUUCCAGAUUAAAAGUGACUUGAGAUAUAACAGCCAAAUACAAUGUGGCAUCCUUCAUUAUUCAUUAGACCCUGGUUUUGAAAAGCUAUUUGUAAGAGACUUGGGGGUUGAGGAAAUUUGAAUAUAGACUGGAUUUUAAAUGAUAUUAGAUAACUAUUGCUAAUUUUAUGAGCUGUGAUAAGGGUGUUGUAGUUUCUGGAAGAAGGUCUUUAAAUUUGCAUACUGAAGUAUUUAGAAGUGAAGUGUUACAGUGUUUGUAAUACAUUUCUAAAUGAUUUAGCAAAAUGUAUAUAUGUGUGUGCAUGAAGCAUAUAUGGCUGUUAUUGAAUCUCAGUGGUGUUCAUAUGGAUGUUCAUUGUACUAUUUUUUUCUAUUUUCUGUGUGUUUGAAAAGUACAUAAGAAAAGUGUUCAGUAUUUUUAACUAAAUUAGUAAAAUCUAUGUGUCUAUUGUAUUCCCUUUUUACAUAUUAUUUUACACUUUUGGUCCAUAUUCAUCCAUAUUUUGAUGUUUGUCAUCAGUAUUUUGUGCAUGUGUGUGUGUAUAUAUAUCCCCACUUAAUAUCACAUUUUUAAUGUUUUUACGUAUUCUUUCUAUCAGCUUGUUUGCCUGUAUGUUAUGCCACUCUUCCUUUAGUUCAGUAGCUUUUGGCAUUCUCAAUAACAUUAGUAACUACCUUCUUAUAUGUAGUACUCGGUUCUAUUCUGUCACAGCGUUAGGGUAACUUUCUGUGUUGUGACUAUUUAAUAAAAGGUUGUGGACAUUA
Messenger RNA from Aethalodelphis obliquidens (Pacific white-sided dolphin), 2255 nucleotides. RefSeq names its product survival motor neuron protein-like. Gene Ontology annotation, biological process: mRNA processing. The record is from RefSeq and is a predicted model, not a curated record. Gene Ontology annotation, molecular function: RNA binding. The transcript has 8 exons. NCBI's taxonomy places the organism in Eukaryota, Metazoa, Chordata, Mammalia, Artiodactyla, Delphinidae. The coding region runs from base 36 to 908 and encodes 290 amino acids. Gene Ontology annotation, cellular component: cytoplasm; nucleus.